This is a messenger RNA of Anguilla anguilla (European eel), 776 nucleotides long. RefSeq names its product cytochrome c oxidase subunit 4 isoform 2, mitochondrial. Gene Ontology annotation, biological process: mitochondrial electron transport, cytochrome c to oxygen. Bases 160 to 690 code for a protein of 176 amino acids. The record is from RefSeq and is a predicted model, not a curated record. The transcript has 5 exons. NCBI's taxonomy places the organism in Eukaryota, Metazoa, Chordata, Actinopteri, Anguilliformes, Anguillidae.
CAUCCUCCCUGCCCCCAAUCUUGCAUUUUCCUGGCCAGACCAAUCCCUUCUCUGUGUUAACAGGCACAUCUAGUCACAGAAAGAGCACGAAGCAGACAGGGUCCCUAAAAAAAGUGGAUAUUCAUUGUCUUCUGCAGUUUGGACAGUUGUGCAGGAAUCAUGUUUCAGCUGACAACAGGACGUUUGGGAAGUCUCUUGACAAAGCGCAUGAUGACGGUGGCAACUAGCACUAGCGCAAGGAUGUCAAGUCAUGGACAUGAGGUCUCGGAGCAAACCGAUAUGUCCUUGCCAAUGUAUUGGGACCGCACGGACCGCCCAUUGCCAGACAAACCGUACCAGGACACCCUUUCUGCGUCCGAGAAGAGCCUGAAACAGAAGGAAAAGGGUCCCUGGAAUCAGCUGUCCAAUGAGGAGAAGCUGGCCUUGUACAAGCUGAAGUUCAAUCAGACCUAUGCGGAGAUGACUAAGCCCUCCAGUGAGUGGAAGACUGUGAUCGGGGCCAUCUGCGUCUUCCUCGGCCUCACGGGCCUCGUGAUCAUCUGGCAGCGACAUUUCGUGUUCCCACAGCGGCCACGCUCCUUCGAGGAAGACUGGCAGGCAAAGCAGGUCCAGAGGAUGCUCGAUAUGCGUAUGAACCCGGUGGAGGGCUUCUCCGCCAAGUGGGACUACGAGAAGAAGCAGUGGAAGUAGAGCAGGGGCCUUCCCUCAGAGCAGCUCAAAGUUCUGACCUUCACCUCAACAGCCUUGUGACUUCAUCAGUAAACCACUGUCCACUA